Zootoca vivipara (common lizard) is the source of this 1112-nucleotide messenger RNA. The record is from RefSeq and is a predicted model, not a curated record. Lineage: Eukaryota; Metazoa; Chordata; Lepidosauria; Squamata; Lacertidae.
AUGUGGCAAGGGAAAACUAGCCAACCCUCAGACAAUAAACGCACUACUUCAACUGGCUUUAGAAAAGAAGAAAAAAAUGAUUUUACAGGAAUUGCUCUCUAUAAACUUCUAAACGACUAUGCUUUGACUGAUGAACAGUUGAAGGAAAAUGGUUUCCCUGAACCAAAACCUGAGAAACCUGGCAGUGCUGUCCUAUGCAGUGGAGCCGUAAAAGCAGCCUUAUCUGACUCUUCCAGAAGAAUUUGUUGUCGAUGCGGAGAAAUAUAUACUGUAACUUCAUCAGGAAAGCAUGUUCGGAAAGAAGAAUGCAGCUACCAUUCUGGUAGAGUAUUGCGGCAUAAAGUUCCGGGUGGUUUGGAAACACGUUACAGUUGUUGUGAAGGAGUGGUAGGAUCUCCUGGAUGCCAGGUUGCAAAGCUCCAUGUUCAUGAUGGCAGAAAAGAAAAUAUAGAUGGCUUUGUGAAGACUUUCAUCAAACCACCUCCACUUGAUGGAAAUCAUGGUGUAUUUGCGUUAGAUUGUGAAAUGGUAUGCUAAGUUAGGAUCCUUUUUAAAAAAUACAAUUUAAAGUGCAAUUGUUUUCCUGGCAGUAUAGCUUAAGUACAGAUGUUACCUGUACUAUUUUUCUAGAAAAAGAGGUGCCGGAACUCACCUUAUUCUCUUAGAAUGGCAAUGGCGCCCUCCUGAGAGGUGCUGGAACUGAGCUCCAACGGAAAAAAGGCACUGGAUGCUACUCUCAUCAGUUGAGAAAUGUAGAUCAGACAGGACAGGCUGACUUGAGAAGGAAAAACUGCCUCAUAAAAUGCACCUGCUUUUGUUGCUCUCCUGAAUUGUAAUUGGGAAUUACAGUGGUACCUCGACUUACAAAGACGAUCUGUUCCACGGCCGUCUUCGUAAGUCGAGGUUUUCGGAUGUUGAAGUGUGUGGCUGGCGCAUGCGCAAAGGGCAAUUUUGUGCUUCUGCGCAUGCGCAGACCGGACACGCGGGGUGAAAAGACUUCCGGGGUUGUCGACUUCGGAAGUAGAAGCGUUCGGAUGUCGAAGCGUUCGGAUGUCGAGGUAUGACUGUAUUUUCAUGGUUUUUAUUCUGAUUGUAUCUAACCCUGGUGUUGC